CUACUUGGUUGUCAUCACAUACAAACUGUAGGUUAUGCGUAAACUGCCGGGGGCGCCUUUUGCCGCUGCAACACCUCCUAAACACCGCUUUUGCAUUAGUGUAUUUCAGUAGCAAGAAAUGCGGAAACUUUUACUGACCAUGCCUUGAUAGCUUGCAUUUGCUAGCUGUGCCCCGACAGCUGGAAGAUUUUCCCCGCGAGCUCAUACCCGUGCAUACGCUCGACAUGGCUUCUGCGAAAAAGCUGUCGGACCGGUUCCUCAUCGGCGAGGAGCUCGGGCGGGGGGCGUAUGGGCAGGUUUACAAGGGGAUCGAUUACCAGACCGGCGACACGGUGGCCAUCAAGCAAAUCUCCCUUACAGGGAUAGCAUCAGAUAGCCUGCAGAGCGUCAUGGGGGAAAUUGACCUGCUCAAAACCCUGAACCACAAGAACAUUGUCAAGUACAUUGGGUCCUUCAAGACCCGCACGCACCUGUACAUCAUUCUUGAGUUCAUGGAGAACGGCUCUCUGGCCAGCAUCAUCAAGCCAAACAAGUUCGGCACCUUCCCGGAGAGCCUGGUGUCCGUGUACAUUGCCCAGGUGCUUGCGGGUCUGCAGUACCUGCACGAGCAGGGGGUGGUGCACCGCGACAUAAAGGGGGCCAACAUCCUCACCACCAAGGACGGCCUUGUGAAGCUGGCGGACUUUGGUGUGGCGGCCAAGCUGGGCGAGCUGGAGGAGCGGCGGGACGAGCUGACGGGUGGCGGCGGCGGCGGCGGCGGCGGCGGCGGGCACGGCGUCAUGGCGGCGGCGGCGGCGCCCGCGGUGGUGGGCACCCCCUACUGGAUGGCACCCGAGGUGAUUGAGAUGACCCAGGUGACCAGCAGCAGCGACAUCUGGAGUGUGGGCUGCCUCAUCAUAGAGCUGCUCACAGGCUACCCGCCCUACUUCGAACUCAACGCCAUGAGCGCCAUGUUCAGGAUCGUGCAGGACCCCAUGCCGCCGCUGCCCGAGGACAUCAGCCCUCUGCUGCGGGACUUCCUGGCGCGCUGCUUCAUGAAGGACGCCAAGCUGCGCCCCGACGCGCGCACGCUGCUGGGUCACGAGUGGCUGGCGCACAACCGCAAGACGCUGCGAAUGUCCUGGCGCCGAGACGCCGGCCAGACCUUCCGCACCCUGGUCGCCACACGCGCCGCCGCCAAGUCCUCAGCCGACGCACACGAGACCAUCACCAGCGUGGUCGCCAGGAUGAUGGCGGCGGCGGAUGAGGACGACGGAGGCAGCAGCGUGCGGGCAGCGGCGGCGGGCGGCGCCGCCGCCGCUGCCGCGGCGGCGGCGGCGGCGGCAGGGCCGCUGGGCGCCGGCGCGGCGGCGGGCAUGGGCGCGGCAGCGCCGGCAGGGGCAGGGGCUGAGGAUGCGGGCGUGGUUGGGGGUGGGGGCGGUGCGGGGGAGGACAUGAAGACGUCGCUCCUGGCCGCCGGCACGCCCGCGUCCUCCGCGCCCGAGUACAAGCAACCCGCCGCAGCAACACCACCACCAGCAGUGGCGGCGGCGGCGGCGCCCGGCGGCGGGGCAAGCACGCUGCCGUACGCCGCGGCGGCGGCGGCGGCGCCGCCGCCGCCGCCGCAACAGCCGGUGGCGUCACUGGCGUCGCCGCGGACGUCCGCGGACGUGUCGGCGGUGGCGCCCGGGAGCGGGUACCAGGCCGCGGCCGCGGCCGCGGCCGCGGCGGCGGCGGCAGCCGCUGGCGUGGCUGCCUCGACUGCGGGGGCCGUCGCUGGCGGCGUCGCCGCCGCCGCGUCGCCGCUCGGCGGCCUCAUUGCGCGCAUGCAGGGCUAUGACGGCGCCGGUACGCAGGGCUACGGGGCGGCGGCGGCGGCGGCGGCGGCGCCCGGCGGCUCCUUCAUGGCGGAUGGCGGCGCCGCCGGCGGCGCGCGGCCGCCGGCCCGUGACCUGGCGGCGUGGAGCGAGGGCGGCGGCCAGUCGUAUGCGGGCGACACGCUGGCGGCGCGGCCCUCACUGCGGCACCUGCCACCCGGGCUGGCGGCGGCAGCGGCGGCGGCGGCGGCGGCAGGUGGCGGCGGCAGCUACGGACUGCCGCCGGGCGCGGGCGGGGAGGCGGGCGGUCUGUUCGACGUGCCCGGCUACCCGUACGGCGGGCUGGAGGCGGAGAGCGUGGGCAGCAGCCUCACCAGCCAGGCCACAGAGCUGAGGAGGACGGUCCGCGACCUGGUGCGCAACCUGCGGCCCGGCACUCGCCAGGACGCAGCCGCCACCAGCUCCGCCCGCGCCGCCACCGCCCUGGAGCAACUCAUCUCCUCAGCCGCCGCCAACGCCGCCACAGCCGCCGCGACCGCCGCAGCAGCCGCCAGCGCCGCCGCCGCCGCCGCCGCCGCGGCGGCGCCAGCCAGCGCCGCGGACGGCACCGCCGCCGCCGCGGGCGCCGGCCUCGUCAGCACCGGCUCCGGCAGCGCCGCUGCUACAGCCGCGUCGGCCGCUGCUGCCGCCGCGUCGGCCGCUGCUACAGCCGCUGCUGCCGCCAGCGAGGUCAAGUGGCUGUUCCUUACGGAGGGCGGGGUGCUGGUGCUGCUGGAGCUGUUGGACACAGACAACCAGAAGGCUGUGGAGGCGGGUCUGGACCUGUUGGGGGCGCUGGUGCGCGAUGACGACCGCCUGCUGGAGAGCCUGUGCCUGGUGGGCGCGGUGCCGGCAGUGGCGCGCUUCAGCCAGCAGCCCUGGCCGCUGCCGCUGAGGCUGCGCGCGGCGGCCUUCCUGCACGGCCUGUGCUUCCGCUGCGACACAACCAUGCAGCUGUUCAUCGCCGCGGGCGGUCUGAAGCAGCUGUGCGGCAUGGUGGCGGACGGCGUGGCGGGUGGCGGCAGCGGGGCGGCGGAGAGCCUGCCGCUCAGUCACGUGGCGGUGCAGUGCCUGCUGCAGGUGUUCCAGCACUACGCCACGCUGCCGCUCAACUACAUGUGCCGCAUCGUGGCGCACUGCGGCCUGGUGCCGCGCCUGUACGCACUGUUGAGGGACCUCAUAGAGCAGCGCCGCCGCACAGCCGGAACAGCAGCGGCAGCAGGGGCAGCAGCGGCAGGGGCAGCAGCGGCACGGCCGGCAGGGGCGCACACGCCGCAGGGCACGCCGCAGAAGCAGGCUGCUGCAGGCGUGGGUGCGGGAGUGGGUGCGGGAGUGGGUGCGGGAGCGGGGGCAGGAGCGGGGGUGGGGGGCGGAAUGGUGGGCUCGAGCUCGGCGGGGGAUUUGGUGGGGUCGCCGCCGCGGCCGGACGUGUCAGGGGCGGCGGGAGGAGCAGGAGGAGCGGGAGGAGGUGCGCACCACUCGCGGUCGACGUCCAGUGCGGCUGUGCUGUUUGGUGGGGGUGUGGGCGGCGGGGUGGGGGAUGGGUUGGCGGCGGCGACGCGCGGCGCGGGGGCGGCGGCAGCGGCAGCGGGCGGGCAGCGGGCGAUGACGCUGCCUGUUGGCGGCGCGCUGGCAGUGGCGGCGGCGGCGGGCGCGGCGAGCAUCCCUCUCGGCUCCACCCUGACACACGAGCAGGUCUGCUACCUUCUGGACAAGUGUGUGGAGCUGCUGGUGGUGUUGUCCAACGCGGACGGCGCCGUCAAGGCCUCCAUGUGCGGCCACGACUGCCUGCUGCGACACCUGGACUGCCUGGGCAGGUUGCAGCAGCCGCACCUGGUGGACAUGCUCCGCUGCCUGCGCAACCUCACCUCCGACCCCGCCGUGCUGCCCGCCAUCAAGGACGCCGGAGCCAUUGCCUGCCUAGUGCCUUUCCUCGCACACCACCACACACCAGCCGCCUCCGGCGGCGCAGCCGCCGCCGCCGCCGUCGCGCCCGGCCCCGCCGCCGCCGCUGUUGCCUCGGCCCUGGCGGAGCCGGGCCCCAACCCCGGCAACGCGGCGGUGGUGGUUCCCAAGUCGGAGGUGCAGCUGGAGGCGCUGCACGCGCUCUACAACCUGUGCGUGUUCAACAAGCGGGUGCACCUGGAGGCAGCCGCCUCGGCAGGCAUCAUACACCCGCUCUGCGCCUUCGCGGCGCAGGGCUGCGCGGCAGUCGCCGCCACGCGCGCGCAGCGCGCGGCGCCUGCCGGCGCCGGCGGCGCCGGCUCCGCCGCCGCCGCGGAAGCGGCGGCGGAGCCGCCGCCGGAGGCGGCGGCGGCGCCGGCGGCGCCGCCGGCUGCCGGUUCGCCUGCGGCUCUGUCGGCUGCGGCUGCUCAGUGGCCUGGUGUGCGGGCGGUGGUUGUGCCGCUGCUGCUGGGCAUGGUCACGUGCUCCAGCGCCACACGCAACAAGCUGUACGGCAGCCACGGGCUGGACAUAUUCCUGGCGCUGCUGGCGGACGAGGACAGCCGCAGUGUGCUGGGGGUGCUGCAGGCGCUGGACAGCUGGCUGGCGGAGGACCACAGCAGGGUGGAGGCCCGGCUGACUCAGCGCGACGCGGUGGCGCAGCUGGUGGCGCUGUACGCCCGCAGCAUCAGCGCACAGGACAUGGCCCAGUCCAAGCUGGAGGCGCUGCGCACCAUGCUGGGCCGCUCCUCCAAGCUGGCGGUGGCGCUGGCCAUGGGCGGCCUGGUGCCGUGGCUGCUGGCCAUGAUACAGCACGCCGCGCCCAUCAACAGGGUCAAGAUCCUGGACAUUGUCAGGAUCCUGUACGAGCACUACCCGCGGCCCAAGGAGUUCAUCAUGAUGUACAAGAUCCAGGACGUGCUGGCCAUGCUGCUGCGCACGCACGGCCGCGACGCCGACGCCGUCAUCCAGCAGGCGCAGCGGCUGCUGUCCGCCUUCGACAUCAACGUGCUGCUGUGAUGGGGGCGGGCGGCGGUGGGGGUGGCUGGUGGAGUGGGUGGGGGUGCUGCUGGAGUGGGUAGGGUUGAGUAUAGGGGUGGGGGUGGGGAGGUGGUGCUGGUGCUGGUGCUAUGGGAGGGAGGCAGGGAGGGAGGGCGGGAGGCCACAGUGCACUGUUGCUGUUUGUGCCCGGGACCAACGUGUAAGUCCGAAGUACCAGGGGGGGCCGGAGGACGCGGGGCCGGUGGGGCGGAUGGGCGGCUUGGGAGGCUGGGUGCUUGGCGCGGAGUGCUUGGCGGGCGGCGGGGCGGGUGUUGGUGGUGGAGCGGUGUGGUGUGUUGCGAGGCCCGUGCGGCUGAGGCACGGGUUGGGGGCUGUCUGUGUACAUGUGCACGGUGUAUGUGCACUGCGGUGCGAUGUGGUGCCGCGCGAAUAAAGAGAAGUAGUGUAAGCCUUGGUGAAGGCACAGGUCGGACAGUACGGUCCAUAUCCUGUGAGUGGCUUUUGGGGGCGACAGGGGGCGGGGGGCGUGCGUACGUGCAUACACGCGGCGGAGAGGCAUUGAGGCAAGGCGGGCAAGCAGGCAGCCGUGGUGCGUAGCCGUGGACUCAUGGUGAUGACCCAACGCAUUUUUUGGAUGUCGGCUAAAGCGAGGGCCCGCAUGGGGGGCACUCUGGUGCUUCCGUCACAGUCGCAGCAGGCUGGCGCGCGCGCGUGGGCGGGCGGGUGGGGGGGGGGGGGCGCCGCGCUUCGCGAGUGUGGCGAAUGUUAUGAGGUGGGCACGUGCGCGUGUCAUGGUGCGCGGUACCAUUGCACCCAUUGCACGCAGCUUCGUGAUUUGUUGGCCAAGGGCUCCGUUAUAUUCUAGUGUUGUACGUGGUGUUGAGGGAAGCACAAGAUAGAGACAUUGACACUGCAAUCACGGAGUGUAUUCUGUUGGUGGUGAUUACGUACCGGUAUGCACGGUGGCGGCCCGCAGACUGGGGCGUGGGGCCUCCACGAGGCUACACGUUGGUGAAGUGUAGUGUGCCUGUACGUGGCCCUUGACACGGCCGUCGGCAGGAGAGCAACCAGAGCAUGCAGCGUGUUCACACCCGGAAUCCACCCCAUCCCUUCA
Messenger RNA from Chlamydomonas reinhardtii, 5895 nucleotides. RefSeq lists its product as uncharacterized. Lineage: Eukaryota; Viridiplantae; Chlorophyta; Chlorophyceae; Chlamydomonadales; Chlamydomonadaceae. Gene Ontology annotation, molecular function: ATP binding; protein kinase activity. The record is from RefSeq and is a predicted model, not a curated record. Gene Ontology annotation, biological process: protein phosphorylation. Bases 225 to 4799 code for a protein of 1524 amino acids. The transcript has 18 exons.